UACGCGUAAGACUUAAAAUCGCAUAUAAAAGUUUAAAAAAAUCUCUACUGUUUAUAUUACCGAAAGAUUAGAUUAGACAAUUUAGUAUGACACGUUCGACAGUGUAGCGCUCGAAAAAAUGCAAAUACAUUAAAAACCUCAUUAUUUCAACGUUGAUUUGUUAACACUAUCAAAUGAAAUUAUAAAUACACACCUCGCAUUCUGUUACUGAAAAUAUCGUUGAAUAAAGCGAGCGCUCGUAUUUGUUGUGACGUUUCGGUAAAUGUUUGGAUUGUUUGAUUGAAGACAGACCUCGAGGAUUUAAAAUAAAUCGAUUAUUUUCCUCUUAAACAGUUUCUAGUUAGUUUGUUGUAAAGUUGAAAGUGAAAAAGAAGAUUUAUCGCGGGCCAUAAAGCAUCUUUGUUUGUUUUCGACUAUGAAAAUAUGAUCACCAUUGUUUACUGUUGCGUUUGCCUGUUGUUUGUUGCCUGUCAUUGCGGGAAUAUCCUGGACAGCGAAGGAUACUCUAAUGAUUCUCCAUAUGUGGUUGAACCAGAAGUUCAAAACAUAAGAGUGAAGAAUGGAACACAGUUUACUUUAAAAUGCCAUCACAAAGGAGUAGUUUGGGAGUAUAGGUCGUGCGAAUCAAAUUAUAAGGGUUUGCAAUGUGAAAUAAAGAAUUUGAAUGAGGCAGACAAAGAAAACACUUGGAAAAAGUUGAACGUUACUAAGGGCCGUUUAGAUGUUAUUUCAUCAAGCAGGAGCAUCAGCGGGUUAUACAGAUGUUUGGAAAAGGAAAUUGUUCGUAAGAUAUUCAUCGUGGAAAUUGUGAAUCCGGGCAGUUAUGAGGGUACCCCUCCAUAUGUGGCACCCUUGAAAACCUCAAAUUUAACUGGACAACUCAACAUAGAAUUCACUAUACAAUGUAAUGUAACUAGUGUGAUACCCCCAACGAUAAUAUGGUUUAAAAAAUGCUACGGCCAGAAAUGCGACAUUGAGUACGAUAAAAUCUGUUAUUGCCACAUUAACAAAUCCGUUACAGUGUACAACAUUGGCAACACAUAUUUGAGCAAAUACUUAAUAUUCAAUGCUAGAGAUAUUGACAGUGGAUUAUACGCCUGUUUAGCUGUUACGGAAUAUGGAAAAGAUUACAAGAACGUUUUUAUUAAAGUUCCCAGCUCCAAUUACAAAGGAGAAAACGAAUCAUUCUCUUUGCUGUUUCUUAUACCUUUCACCUUAAUUUUAGCGCCUGUUGCUGUCUGGCUGUGCUACUACAGGAGGAAAAAGAAAUCCGUAAUUAUAAUUGUAGACCAACAAAAGCAGUUAAUCAAACCUGUUGUAAGAAUAAACGAGGAAAUCAAUGAAGUCAUUUAGAAAAGCUGUUGUGGGGUUAUUCAUC
Molecule: messenger RNA, 1378 nt
Organism: Anoplophora glabripennis (Asian longhorned beetle)
Lineage: Eukaryota; Metazoa; Arthropoda; Insecta; Coleoptera; Cerambycidae
Exons: 4
Coding region: 424-1353 (309 amino acids)
Source: RefSeq, a predicted model, not a curated record